Molecule: messenger RNA, 2605 nt
Organism: Dioscorea cayenensis subsp. rotundata (Guinea yam)
Lineage: Eukaryota; Viridiplantae; Streptophyta; Magnoliopsida; Dioscoreales; Dioscoreaceae
Product: ATP-dependent DNA helicase 2 subunit KU80
Biological process (GO): double-strand break repair via nonhomologous end joining; cellular response to X-ray; cellular response to gamma radiation
Cellular component (GO): Ku70:Ku80 complex; nucleus
Molecular function (GO): telomeric repeat DNA binding; DNA helicase activity; double-stranded DNA binding
Source: RefSeq, a predicted model, not a curated record
UAUUUUAUAUUUUAUUAAGUUUUCGCCAUGGAUUUUCAAUGUUAGUCAUUCAUGGUAGCUUGGGCGGGAAGAAGAAGAAGGCCCUUUUCUCCAAAACCCCGCACUCUCCCAACCUUCAAACCCUAGCUUCGAUCUUCCCCCAUUCCUCGCCCUCUCCCCAACCACAGCCCUUCUGCAUCUCCUCCUAAUGGCGCGCAGCAAGGAAGCGCUGGUUCUACUGCUCGAUGUUGGCCCUUCGAUGCAUAGCAUCCUCCCUGAGGUUGAGAAGCUUUGCACCAUGCUUGUUCAGAAGAAGUUGAUGUUUAACAAGAACCAUGAAGUUGGGGUUGUGUUGUUUGGAACUGAAGAGACCAAAAAUGAGCUGGAAAAAGAAGUGGGAGGAUAUGAAAACGUGUUUGUUUUGAGGGAUAUUAAAGUUGUGGAUGCGGACGUGGUUGACAUUCUACAUAAUAUACCAAGAGGAAAAUUUCCUGGUGAUUUUAUGGAUGCUAUUGUAGUUGGCAUAGAUAUGCUGAUAAAAAAAUUUGGGGAUACAAACAAAGGAAAGCAAUGCCUCUGCCUUGUGACAAAUGCACAAUAUCCAAUUAAAGAUCCAUAUGAAGGGACAAAGGAAGAUCAAGUUGACAAGAUUUCUUCAAAUAUGAAAGCUCAUGGAAUAAAAUUUGAUUGUGUUGUUAUCAGGGAAAACCCAGUUAGAUCUGCUGGGAAAAGUGUGAUUGAUGAGAAUGAUCAUCUGUUGAAUCAAUUUUCAAAGAAUACAAUAUCAAAGAUUGUUCAUGUAGACAACCCAUUAGCACUUGUAGGUGCUCUUAGGACUCGAAGCAUAUCACCAGUUACAGUUUUCAGGGGUGAUCUUGAAUUGGGCUCAACAAUGAAAAUUAAGGUAUGGGUAUAUAAAAAGACAUCUGAGGAGAAAUUUCCUGCUUUAAAGAAGUAUUCUGAUAAAGCACCAUCAAGUGACAAAUAUGCUACUCAUGAAGUGAAAGUUGACUUCGAAUACAAAAGCAAGGAAGACCCUGAUAAAGUUGUUCCUCCAGAACAAAGAAUUAAGGGCUAUCGUUACGGGCCACAAGUAAUUCCUAUAUCAUCUGCAGAAUGGGAUUCAGUGAAAUUGAAACCUGAUAAGGGGGUAAAACUUUUAGGAUUUACUGAUUCUUCAAACAUAAAGCGGCACUACUAUAUGAAAGAUGUGUAUACUUUUAUUCCUGAACCUGGGAACAGAAAAGCCAUUGUAGCAGUCUCUGCCAUAGCCCGAGCGAUGAAGGAACUGAACAAGGUUGCAAUUUUGCGUUGUGUAUGGAGACAAGGUCAAGGAAGUGUUGUAAUUGGAAUACUGAGUCCCAAUGUCUCUUGCAUGGAUAAUAUUCCAGAUUCAUUUUACUUCAACAUACUCCCUUUCGCUGAGGAUGUGAGGGAGUUUCAGUUUCCUUCCUUCAGCAGAUUCCCUGCAGCAUGGCUGCCAAAUGCACAUCAGCAAGAAGCAGCUGAUAACUUUGUUAGAAUGCUAGAUCUUGCACCUUCAGACCGAGAGGAAAUGCUUAAGCCUGAGUUUACACCAAAUCCUGUGCUAGAGCGUUUCUAUCGCUAUCUAGAUUUGAAGUCGAAGCAGCCAGAUGCAAGUGUUCCUCCUUUGGACAGCACCCUGAAGAGGAUGAUUGAACCUGACACUGAUCUUCCUUCCAAAGAUAAGUCCGCCAUUGAUAACUUCCAUAGUCAUUUUGAGCUAAAAGAAAACCCAAAGAAAAAGAAGCCAACGACACUAGCGUGGAAUGAGAAGCCAUCAUUAACAGACAAUGAAGCUGGUGCUGAUGGCAGAACAUCUGAUAUCCAGAGGAACUUGAUUCAAGACUCAUCUGUGGUGAAGGUUGAAAAGAUUGGGGAUUCAAACCCCAUUCAAGAUUUUGAAGCUAUGAUGGCUCGUAGGGACAACCCAAAGUGGAUCAUGAAAGCAAUCCAAGGGAUGCGGGCAUACAUUAAUGAUCUGUUAGAAAAUUCUUAUCGAGGGGAUACUUUCCCCAAGGCAAUCGAAUGCUUAGCAGCUCUUCGUAAAGGUUGCAUUCUAGAACAGGAACCUAAGGAGUUCAAUCGAUUUCUCUUUCAUCUAUAUGACAAGUGGAAGACCAGUGAUCUUCUGGAGUUCUUUAAAAUCCUUCCAUCUAAAAAUGUUACAUUGAUUACCAAGACAGAAGCAGCGGACAGUGAUGUUACUGAAGAGGAAGCAAAAAACUUUCCUCUCAAGCCUGAGCCAUCUUCAUAGCAAAUGUUUGUGUAUUGUAAAUCAAACCAUAGAGUUUCUAACUAUUGUUCGGUCUUCUAAAAUCAACUGAGUUUAAUGAACGGUGUUGCUGAGGAUCUUGCUGGCACUGAACUUCAAUGAGUCAUUGAAGAGGUCUGUUGCCCUACUACGCUCCGUGUUUUUUUUGUGACUUAAUUAUCUUUUGUCAGUUUUAGUUCUGUUGUAUGGACCUGAAUGAACUUAACUUAUGUAAGUGCUAUAUAUUUGUCACUUUUGUAAAUUAUGAAGGUUACCCUUAUGUAUCUCAGUGUGUAUGAGACGAGUGAUGAAGCUGCUUGAGCAGUGUAGCAUUUUCUUUUGACCCUUUCA